AUAGUGUGAACACAAUUAAGAGACAGUCCCUGACAUUGGCAUUGACUGUGAAAUACUAAAUGUUUUGCAUAUGUUUUGUAUAUUUUGCGUCAUUUGAAGACAUUUGAAGACAUCAUCGGUUAUAAUGAAAUUGUUGUCCAAAUACAUGACCAAAGAGUGCAGUGGGAGAGUUGUCCUCAUUCCCGAUGACAACGAAGACAUGUGGCAUAUAUAUAAUCUGAUCCAAGAAGGAGACAAUUUGAAGGCAACUACUUUUAGGAAAGUGACGAUAGAGUCGGCAACCGGAACCACUGGAAGUAAUAGAGUUCGGACAACAUUAACAAUAUGUAUUGAAUCGGUUGAAUACGACACUCAAGGAUCUGUUAUUAGAGUUAAAGGCAAAAAUAUUGUUGAGAAUCAAUACGUAAAGAUGGGUCAAUACCAUACAUUGGACAUUGAAUUGAACCGUAAGUUUACAUUGUCUAAAGCCUAUUGGGAUAGUAUAGCAUUGGACAGACUGGAACUGGCCUGUGAUCCGACACAAAGUGCUGAUUUGGGAGCUGUUAUAAUGCAACCGGGAUUAGCACAUAUCUGUUUAGUGACACCCAGUAUGACAUUAAUCAGGGCUAAGAUUGACGUUAAUAUUCCUCGAAAGCGAAAAUCUUUUUGUGCUCAACACGAAAAAGGUCUUCAGAAGUUCUUUGAGGCCAUCAGUCAAGGAUUGCUAAGACACAUGAAUUUUGAAAUCGUUAAGUGUAUACUUUUGGCGAGUCCUGGCUUUGUUAAGGACCAGUUCUUUGAAUAUAUGUGUCAAAUGGCCGUCAAAAAUGAUAUUAAAGUCUUAUUGGAAAACAAGAAUAAGUUUGUUUUAUGCCACUCUUCAUCUGGUUUUAAGCAUUCUCUUAAAGAAGUACUUUCAGAUCCUCUUCUUCAGUCGCGUUUGGCCGACACUAAGGCUGCUUCUGAGGUGAAGACAUUGCAGACAUUUUACACAACACUUCAAAAUGAACCGUCAAAAGCCUUUUAUGGUAUAAAACAUGUGGAAAAAGCUAACGAAUGUCAGGCAAUUGAAACACUACUUAUUUCAGACAAACUUUUUAGAUGUUCAAAUAUUGCCGAUCGGAAGCGAUUCGUGUUAUUAGUUGAUAGUGUGAAAGAUAAUGGCGGAGAAGUUAGACUUUUCUCAAGUUUGCAUAUAUCUGGUGAACAGUUGGAUCAGUUGACAGGAGUGGCAGCUAUUCUUAGAUUUCCAAUGCAAGAGUUGGACGACGAACCGGAUGAUAGUUCCAGUGAUGAAGACUAACGAUAAUAAAUAAAUAAAUAAAUAAUUAAAAGUUUAUUUAAUUUAUAUAAAACUAUUUAUUUUUUA
Messenger RNA from Oppia nitens, 1348 nucleotides. RefSeq names its product protein pelota-like (gene pelo). The record is from RefSeq and is a predicted model, not a curated record. Bases 125 to 1282 code for a protein of 385 amino acids. Gene Ontology annotation, biological process: ribosome disassembly; nonfunctional rRNA decay; RNA surveillance. The transcript is spliced from 6 exons. Gene Ontology annotation, cellular component: cytoplasm. NCBI's taxonomy places the organism in Eukaryota, Metazoa, Arthropoda, Arachnida, Sarcoptiformes, Oppiidae.